AUGUCGGUGCAAAAAAUCAAUAACUUAUUAAACAAUGGGGAAAUUAUCAACUUCAACUUGAUUUCUGACCAAUUGAAGUACACUCUUAUUGAUAUUUGCAACUUAUUACAAGAACAUUCAGCUUCAAUCAAAUCAUUACAAGAAGAAGUUAACCUCAGAUCGACUAAAAAAGAGGUGGCAUUACUCCAAGAGCAAGUGGAAGACAUGAAUAAGAAUAAUAAAGAGGCACUUCAGUCUCAAAGUGAAAAAGUUAAUAACAGAUUCGAAGAAAUGACGACAUUUAUUAACAAAUAUCAAAACACCCUUUCAGAAAAGAUUGAUUACAGCAAUAAAAAACUCAAGGAAGAGUUCGUUGCCAAAGAAAAAGACUUACAAGGAGAUAUUUACAUCGCAAACCAACAAAUUCGAGAAAUCAAUGUUAAAAUUAUCAGUCAAUCAAAUUUAUUACAAAAAUCACAGGCAGAAAUACAAAAAAUUAAUAAACUUCUCGAUACAGGAAAAGAUAAAUCUUUAGAAUUACUUGCACUUCGAAUUGAAGGCUGCGAAAACAAACUUAACAUAUUAACUUCCGAAAGCACAACCUUCCAGAAUGAUUUAACUUCAAAAGUUGAUGAAUGCGUUAAAUUAGCAAAUACGAUCAAGAAAGACUAUACAAAUGAAAUGCAUGCUUUGAGUGUUGAUCUUAAUGAUGUUAAGCAUAUGGUUGUUGAUGUUCAAGUGUUCCAAAACGAUGGAACACUCGAUACACCUGCAUUAAUCAGAGCUUUGCAAAGAGAUUCAAGAAGAAUUGAUAAGUUCGAUGAAACAAUUAAUGCUGUGAAAGAAGACCAUCUGAAACUCAAUCAAAUGUGUAUGAAUUUAAUUAAGACUUUUAACGAAUUACAAGUGAAUAUGGGCGAAAUGGUUGGCGAAAAUAACAAUUUUAGACGAAAUCUGAUGAAGAGAACUGAUGAAAACCAAGCUUUAAUUUUAGAUUUUUCUGAUGAAUUAGUUAAAGUUUCAAAUAACGUUCAUUCUAUAGUUGAUUCAAAUAUGAACUCGACUACACUUAUUUUGAAUUCAUUUAUUCAACUUUCUGCUUUCAUUCAACAUUUAACGAACAGACAAGUGCCAGUUCAGAUCAAUUUCGAUGACGCAAUGAUUAAUCUUCAACAACAGAACGAUUCCAUUAUAGAACAGAACGAAAAACUGGAAGAAAAAGUGAAAAAUGCUCAUUCAGAAAUGAAAUAUGGCCGCCAAGCAUCUGCAGACUUCACAUUACCUAUAACUAAUAUUCCUAUACCAGAAGAGUUGAUCAACCAGAUAAAUUCUACAAUAACAACUGUAAAAAGUGCACAAGAAGAAAAUUUGGAGAAAAAGGAAGAGGAAAACGCAAGGGUUGCAAUUAUGCAACCAAACGAAAUCGAAAAUAAACGUGUUAUACAAGGUUUAUCCACCAAAUUCGAUGGAUUUAUUGAAAAAAUUGAAGCAUUAAAGACAAUGAUUGAUGAAAAACUUGAUAGAAAGGCUGAUACACAAGUAGUUGAGCGUCUCAUGGAUAGGAAUAGAGUUGCCCUUAAUAAAUUGCGUGACAGACUCAAUGAAAUAGCAAAUGCAUUAAAUGAUCCAAGUAAGAAGGAUUCAAUUGACUUAAAAUCAUCAAGAACUACAACUAGUAGAUGUUCUUAUAAUUCUGAUCUGAUUAUUACCUCUAAAAAUCCAAAUAAUGGAAAUGCUCAAAUAACUCUUCCAAAAUUGCGCCAAAGACCUGAUCAAUCACAUCAAAUUAUUUAUGGGCAAGAGACAAGAUCACAAAGGGCUCCUUCAAUCGAUCAAUCUGCUCGAUAUUAA
Molecule: messenger RNA, 1830 nt
Organism: Trichomonas vaginalis G3
Lineage: Eukaryota; Parabasalia; Trichomonadida; Trichomonadidae
Exons: 1
Coding region: 1-1830 (609 amino acids)
Source: RefSeq, a predicted model, not a curated record